Molecule: messenger RNA, 425 nt
Organism: Xylona heveae TC161
Lineage: Eukaryota; Fungi; Ascomycota; Xylonomycetes; Xylonales; Xylonaceae
Exons: 1
Coding region: 54-275 (73 amino acids)
Source: RefSeq, a predicted model, not a curated record
AAAAAAAAAAAAAAAAAAAAAUUUUAUUUAACGCAAGCGACAAAAGAGUUCAGAUGCCCCGUCUUCUCAUUCGAAGAGCGGUUAAGGCAUCCUACAUCUCUACCCCUUCCCCGGUGCGGCCUCAUCUAGGGGCGCCCCUCAGGCAGUUGGAUAAAUCCUUCUGCGAUUGUGGCGACACCCCGACUCGAACUCACCCCGUGAAAUUCCAGGACUUUGCCAGAGAGCUAUUAACCGCUCUGGCAUUGUCCCUUCUGGUUCAUAUUGGUAGUGAUUGACUCAGUAUUUAUGUUUGGUUGACAGUGAAUGAAAAUAGCCCGGUGGCCCGGUGGCCGGCUGCAUUCACACGAUUCAAAGGUGCCCUGCAUGUAUUAUAGACUCUAUGUUAUCUAGACUCCCCUCAUAUCGACUCAUCUCAUACCCACUGC